Microplitis demolitor is the source of this 759-nucleotide messenger RNA. RefSeq lists its product as uncharacterized. The annotation marks the transcript as partial. The transcript has 2 exons. Gene Ontology annotation, biological process: DNA integration. The record is from RefSeq and is a predicted model, not a curated record. Gene Ontology annotation, molecular function: nucleic acid binding. Lineage: Eukaryota; Metazoa; Arthropoda; Insecta; Hymenoptera; Braconidae.
ACCUAUAAAGGAUGGAUCGCUGUGUUUGUAUGUCUCGCUACGUCCGCUAUACACAUUGAAAUUGUCACCGACUACUCUACUGACGCUUUCGUCGCAGCAUUUAGAAGAUUCACUAGUCGAAGAGGUGCCUGCAGUAUCCUAUACUCGGACUGUGGUACAAAUUUUGUAGGAGCAGACGCCACGCUAAAGAAAGAAUUCGCAGCAGGAUCGAGGCAACUAAAGGAACUUCAGUAUUUACUCGCUACAGAUGGCACAGACUGGAAGUUCAACCCACCAAGCGCUCCUCACUUUGGUGGCAAGUGGGAAGCAGCCGUAAAGUCAAUCAAGUUCCAUCUCAUACGAACUAUUGGUGAAUCGCUAUUGACUUACGACCAACUCGCUACAGUCCUAACACAGAUUGAGGCUGUGUUAAAUUCAAGACCGAUCGCUCCUCUAUCUGAAGAUCCUGCAGAUUUAACCGCUCUAACUCCUGGACAUUUUCUCAUCGGUGAACCGCUUAUCGCUGUACCUGGGCCCUCGCUACUGGAAAAUAGUUCAGCUGCGUUGUCACGCUGGCAACAAUUACAACAAAUGUUCCAGAGAUUUUGGAGUAGAUGGUCAUCAGAGUACCUGCAACGUCAUCAAUCUAUUUCGAAAUGGCAUACUCCGCAAAACAACAUCAAAAUGAUUUUUGAACUGUCGUCACUCGUCAGCCCUGGAACCGUGUGUACCGAGGAUAGCCAGACUGCAAUGUUACACUGUCCACAAUUAGUCGUAUAG